UGCGGAGAGGGCCCCGCCUUCCCCAGCAGUCGCCGUCGCGAUGUCAUAGCCGGGACCCUUCCAGAGAACCACGUUUCCCAUCUCCACCAUGCCGCAAGCAGCACACAGCCCGGCUCGCAACCCUCUCCCACCGCUGCCUCUCCCAGACGGCGUGACAGAGCACUAUCUCCAAUGCCCCUCCAACGGCCUCACCUUUCACCUCCUCGAGGCCGGAUAUUCCCCGGAAAAGCAAAAACCCCUCGUGAUUCUCGUCCAUGGCUACCCCGAACUCGCCUUCUCCUGGCGAAAAGUGCUGCCCGCGCUGGCCAACGCGGGCUACUACGUCGUCGCCUUUGACCAGCGUGGCUACGGCCGAACAACCGGCUGGGACAACUCUCCGUUCCCCAAGGUAAACAUGGCUGAAUUCACCGUGACCAACCUCGUCCGCGACGUCGUGGUCCUCGUGCACGCCCUGGGCUACCGCGCAGUGAAGUGCAUCGUGGGCCACGACUUCGGCGCCGUCACGUCCAGCAUGUGCGCGUGGAUGCGGCCGGACCUGUUCCACAGCGUAGUCAUGAUGUCGCACCCCUUCAAGGAGCACCCGGGGCUCCCCUUUGACCUGCUCCACGGCGAGCCCAGCACGCCACCUCCCCAGGUUGAUAUCCAGAAGGAACUCGCGAAGCUGCCGGAGCCAAGGAAGCACUACAAGUGGUACAACGCCACCUCCACCGCGGCGCUGCACUGGUACUCCCCGAACCAGGGGCUCGCCGCUUUCCUGCGCGGCUACUGGCACGUCAAGAGCGCGGACUGGGACGGCAACGAUCCGCAGCCUUUGGAGGCCUGGAGCGCACCCGAACUCGCAAAGAUGCCCUUCUACUACAUCAUGCCCUUCGCCAAGUCCAUGCCCGAGACCAUCGAGCUGAUGAUGCGCGGCGAGGACGCGGAGAAAAGCAAGCGCUGGCUGUCUGACGAGGCGCUCGAGGUGUACGUCCAGGAGUGGCGGCGGACGGGGUUCCAAGGGGGCUUGAAUUGGUACCGCACUAUGGCGGAUCCAGAGAACAAGAGGGACAUGGAUCUAUUCGCGGGCAGGAAGAUUGAGUGUCCAAGUAUUUUCAUCUCGGGGGCGAAGGACUGGGGGAACUACCAGGAGCCGGGGGCGCUGCAGGGGUUUCCGAAGACUUGCUCGCAGUUCAAGGGUGUGAGGAUAAUCGAGGGCGCGGGACACUGGCCGCAGCAGGAGCAGCCUGAGGCGGUGGUCAAGGAGAUCCUUGGGUUCUUAGAGAACUUGUAACUGAUUCACGUGAUGCCGACUCCGUGGAUUGAAUCCAGUCGUCCUGCUAAACGCUGUCUCCUCAGUCAGCCAAGAUCAACCCCUACCUACAACCCAGACUUGGAACUACGCGCUUUCUUCCCCAAGUUGACGCGCGUGCAGGCAAAUUGAGCUGAAUGGCGCGCGGAAUUGGUUGAGGUGGCAGCACGAAGAGGGUAGAUUGUCCGAUUCU
Paraphaeosphaeria sporulosa is the source of this 1481-nucleotide messenger RNA. Its product is annotated as alpha/beta-hydrolase. The transcript has a single exon. NCBI's taxonomy places the organism in Eukaryota, Fungi, Ascomycota, Dothideomycetes, Pleosporales, Didymosphaeriaceae. Gene Ontology annotation, molecular function: hydrolase activity. The coding region runs from base 89 to 1270 and encodes 393 amino acids. The record is from RefSeq and is a predicted model, not a curated record.